Molecule: messenger RNA, 1617 nt
Organism: Solea solea (common sole)
Lineage: Eukaryota; Metazoa; Chordata; Actinopteri; Pleuronectiformes; Soleidae
Product: PWWP domain-containing DNA repair factor 3A-like
Exons: 6
Coding region: 1131-1550 (139 amino acids)
Source: RefSeq, a predicted model, not a curated record
AAUUAUUAUUAUUAUUAUUAUUAUUAUUAUUAUUAUUGUUGUUGUUGUUGUUGUUGUCGCUAUCAUUAUUGUGAAAAGCGAGGGUGUCGUUUUCCCGGAGCGUGCGACACAUAGCAGCAGUAGCCACGGCGGCGUUUCCAAGCCGAGUUUAGUAGCACGUUUGAGCUAUGAGCUAUGUUCGGGUAAGCUAACUGCUACAAACAACCACAACACACGUCUGUUGAAGCAACUUCAUUUGUUUACUUACCACAGCGAACGGUGAGUUACCCACUGGUUCAGUUACAUGUUCCAUUUAGUUAACAACACUUUCUCUAGUUUACCAAACACAACACUCACGAGUCGACUGCCGGUCUCCCAGGUCCGUCCGCAAAUGUGUCCGUGUGGAAACGCGAGCCACAUUGGAGCCAGUUCCUUAUUCUGUCCCAGGACAGUACAAUUGAGGUUUGCUAACUUGAUCCCUCGGAGCUGUGUCCUGCUUUUUGCACUUUGUUGCGUCCCGUCCCGUGUGUGGAUCGGGGGUGCAGUACCCCUUUUUCACAGUUGGUGGCAGCGGUGGGAUUGUGGCGCCCUCCAAGAGCAGAAAGAAUAACCCCGGAAGAUGGGAGCAGAUACGUCAGAGGAUGUCCAUCCGACAUCUAACAAGUAAGCCGCAGCGAGCAGAAGGGUCUAGCUGCAGACCCGCAGACCACUCAACGAAACGCCCCUUUACUCAACGAAACGCCCCUUUACUCAACGAAACACCCCCUCACACUCAACGAAACACCCCCUCACACUACCCGACACUCUGAUUGGCUCUCAAGAGACUGCGUCUGAAACGUGAUGACGUUUAGGUUGACCGAGUAUGAAGAGAGAACCCGAAAAAGUAACACGGGAAAAACACGGGAAAAUAACGGAGGAAAAGAGCAACACUACGUUCAGUGAAGGAGCAGACCCUGAGCUGAGAAGAUGCGACUCGGACCCUUAUCAGUGUCCGAUCUGCACAAAAAAGGGGACCUACGCAAAGCUUGUGUCUCAUCUGCAGGGACACCAAAGGUCAAUGGUGGAGUACGGUGGAAAGGGCCCAACAAGCCCAACAGAAGCGACGCGAGGCAUGUUGUCUGUUAACCAGUGUAAUCACAGAGGAUCAGGGCAUGCUGCAACACCUUAGAAACAUCAUCACAGGCAACACGGUGUCUCCUUGGGCCAAGAAACAGGACAGGGUCAUCCUUCUUUUUGAAGAUGAUGAACAAGUGGACAAAGUCAUGCACUUCUUGUCUGAAGUACUCGAACGUACUGAGACAGACAAGAAGUCUGCAGAUCCAGUGGCAUUCGUAAUGGAUGUACUUUUGCCAGAGGCAACAGUAUACGCCCUCGGAGCUGUUCACUCCAUCUCCCUGGACAAAGCCAAGGAGAUGUACAUGCGUGGCACAGAGUUUGACUCAAGCGAGAUAACCCAGCUUGGGGAACAGCUUCAGAGCCACAUUUCCUCAAAAGCGAGGCAGAAACUGGAUAGCUUCCUGAGCAGUUACAAGAAAGCCUUGGAGUGUGAGGAAUUCCUCAGGCGCCUGUAAUCCCUGGGUAGUGAAUGUGUCUGCUGGAUAGUCUGUUGUGUAUAAAAUAAAGAAAAUAUAUCAUUCA